This is a messenger RNA of Protopterus annectens (West African lungfish), 3957 nucleotides long. Its product is annotated as 1-aminocyclopropane-1-carboxylate synthase-like protein 1. Gene Ontology annotation, molecular function: transaminase activity; pyridoxal phosphate binding. The record is from RefSeq and is a predicted model, not a curated record. The coding region runs from base 580 to 3471 and encodes 963 amino acids. The transcript is spliced from 18 exons. Gene Ontology annotation, biological process: amino acid metabolic process; biosynthetic process. NCBI's taxonomy places the organism in Eukaryota, Metazoa, Chordata, Ceratodontiformes, Protopteridae.
AUUACUAAUAAAGAAAAAAAUACCUUGAGCGAUAGAAAAAAUCGUAGAGCCACAUAAUGUGUUAUAAUUAGAGCUUGUGGAUUCGUGCUGAACCACACGGGACGGGACCAGACUGAACCGAACUAUGCGAAAGUAGAUCGAGCUAGACAGCACUAUUCCAUGCCGACCCGGGAUAUAGAGAGUAGCCCGAUUAUAAUGUAAUGUGUCUCGGGAAAACAGACCCAGAACAAAGAUAAGCAAGAGUAUUGCCAGUAUAUCAAAAAGGAAAUUGCUGUAGUCUUUUAGGUGUGUGGUUCACUUACUGUUAAUCGUAUAACUAUAAUAAGACAGUAUUUCUUGUUUUAAAAGACUUGUAGAAAAGUGGCUUACAAAUUCAUACAAAUUUCGACUAUUUACAAACAUAACAGCAUUUAUUAUCUGAGGCUGAGGAUACAUUUAUUAGCAUAAAUUGAGUUGCACAACUGCAGUUUUGUUAUUUUUUAAUUGUCCUUCAUAGUGGGGAGAUAAUAAAAAUAAAUAAAUAAACAGAUAAAAAUAGAGGGGUGCCAAUCCAGCUCAAACCUGGAUUAUUCCAGGUCAAUGGAUUUCCGUGGUAAAAAGUAUGAGAGAGGCAGCAAUUGGUCAGACCCAGAGGUUGUUGAGCUCCUACAGCUAUGGGCUGAUGAAUCUGUGCAGGUGGAACUUGAGAGCUGUCUACGAAAUCAGCAUGUAUUUAACCGUAUUGCAGAAGUGCUGCGUGAAAAGGGUAUUCAUCGUACUGGUGAUCAGUGUCGUGAAAAAAUUAAAAAGAUGAAGCUUGAAUACAGGCGUAUAAAGGACAACAGCAAGACAUUGCGUGGGGGCCGCACUUGGAAAUUCUUUGAAGUAAUGGACCGAGUGCUGACCAGCCGUCCUGCUAUCUCCUACAGUGCUAUGGGGGGAGCAGUCAUAGCUCAACAGGUAUUACAGACUGGCAGUGGAGUGGAUACUGUUUCUUUCCAUUCCCAUCAUCACCUUCCUCAUCACCAGUUGCCUUCUCACCAUCAUCCCUUUGCAGGCCCUCCACACCCUUUUAGUAGUCACUCACAGCUACCAACAUCUGAGCUCAUGGAAAUCAAAUGUGAAGAAGUGGAAUCUGAUGACCAGUGCCUCUCUCCUGAGCCUCCUGCAUCCAUGAACUACCAGCAAGGUUCUGCUGAAGACCCUGAUGCCGACAACAGCAGGGGCCUCACCAGUCGGAGCCAGGAAUCACCAGGGUCAAGGGUGGAUGCUCCAGCUGAAACAAGUAUUUCGCCUUCAGCUACAGUCCUGGACACACCUGUGGCAGACAAAGAUGCCAUCUACAACGAGCAGAAUAUGGGUUCUUCUUCUUCUGUAGCACAGAACCGGGAACCCCGUCCCAGCUUUUCUUCUUUUUAUCGUCUACGGAAGAAACGGAAACUGCAGCGGUUAAAGGACCCGCUAGAUGACAUUUUCCAUAAGUUUUUGGCAUCCCAGCGAGCCAUGGAAGAGCGUUUCUUGCAGCUGGAGGAGCGACACAUGCAGCGGGACCUGGAGCUAGAGGAGCGCAGGAUGCAGUUGGAGCAACGGCGGGUGGAAAUGGAACGGGAGCACGAGCUGCGCAUGUUCACUGUCUUCGCGCAGAUGGUCAGCAGUCUGCGCGCGGAUAGCAGCCCAGACUUUGGUCUAGUACAUGGGCUGCAGAUGGCAGAUAGGUGGGGAGAGGACAGUAAGCUUAUGAAGGGAAAGGCCAGUGCUCGUCCCCCGAGUAAUCCUUCGCCUGAUCCAGACAACAGCCCCGAGAGAAUCAGCCCCUACCUGUCUAAAAGGGGGAAUAGAAUUUCAAACUUCUACAAUAUUAUGAACGAAGGUUAUAUCGCAUAUGUCGCCGACAAAUACGAUGAAGAUAAAAACCCAAAUGGGAUUGUUAACCUUGGCACCAGUGAAAACAAGUUAUGCUUUGACUUGCUGUCUAAAAGGUUAACCCAGAGUGAUAUGCAUCAGAUUGACCCUCCUCUACUGCAGUAUCCUGACUGGCGGGGGCACCCAUUUAUUAGGGAAGAAUUUGCACGUUUUUUCACCUACUACUGCAAAGCACCUGCUCCUUUGAAGCCAGAGAAUGUUAUUGUGAUAAACGGGGGUGGAUCACUGUUUUGUUCUCUAGCCGCUGUUCUCUGUGAUCCAGGAGAGUUCUCAGAAAAUCAGAUGAAUAUGACAGGAAGUGACACUCGUCCAUUUCACUUAACAGUAGAAAGACUAGAGAAAUCAUUGCAGGAUGCCAAAAUGGAGGAUGUCAGAGUAAGGGCUUUAAUUCUAAUGAACCCUCAUAAUCCCUUGGCUGACGUUUAUUCACCAACAGAGAUGAAGGACUUCCUUGAAUUUGCCAAAAGGCAUGAGUUACAUGUCAUAGUAGAUGAAGUAUAUAUGCUGUCAGUUUUUGAAGAGACUGCCCAGUACCACAGUGUUCUCAGCUUCGACAGACUACCAGAUCCACAGCGAACCCAUGUGAUGUGGGCUCUUAGUAAGGAUUUUGCAGCAUCUGGAAUCCGUGUGGGCUCAUUGUACACAGAAAACCAGGAUGUCCUCAGUGCAGUGGCACAACUGGCUUUUCUCCAUGGAGUACCAGGACCUACACAGCAUAAAGUGGCACAGCUUCUGCGUGACAGAGUGGAAUUAGCUGCAGACAGCAUGAAAGAACACUGUGAUGAACUGCAAGAAGGGAAUUUCCCAGAUAUGGAUCGCCUUAAAGAAAUUAGUUCUGUGAAAAAGACAACAUUUAAAGUGAUCUUCCUUUGGCAAAUGCAGACACGGUGCAUCAGAGUGAGCAGGGAGAUGGCGUCUGAAUCAAAAAAGAAGAAUAGAAAGUGCAAGUCUCUUCAUCAAGCAGAUGAGGAAAAGCGACAUUUAAAUGAUUGGAUCAACCAAACAUUCUUGCAGACAAACAGGGCCAGAUUAAAAGCAGCUCACAAGUAUGUGACAGAUGAACUUAAAGAACUAGGCAUUCCGUUCUUGAACCGACAUGCUGCUUUCUUUGUCUGGGCUGAUUUUAGAAGGUACUUGAAAACUCUCUCCUUUGAAGAGGAGCUACUUUUAUGGAGGAGAUUUGUCAAUAACAAAGUCCUGAUCAUCUGUGGAAAGGCAUUCGAGUGUUGUGAGCCUGGAUGGUUCCGAAUCAUAUUUUCGGACAAAACAUACCGACUACAGUUAGGCAUGCAGAGGUUGCAAAAGGUGUUAAAAGAAGUGGAGCAGGAAAUGCAAUCAGAAGACAAGCUGCUGUUGAGCCAGUUAGAUGCUGAAUGCAAAGCUGACAUUGUGGAGGAAACAGUACUGCAUCCUUCCUCACAGGAAAAAGCCCCUGGACUUGAUGGUCUCAUUGGUCUCUUGAAGAGACAAAUGCAAUCUUCUGACUGGUUGCAAAAGCACACUGUGGAACAAUUUGCCCAAGACAAUCCAGAAGUGUUUGAAGUGUUUAGUCGAUUGGCAGGAAAGUAGAUGGCAGUCUAAUGUGUACUAUGAUCUUUACCUUCCAUACAAAAUAGUAUGGGGUUUUAUAUGAAGGCUAGGGUUUUAUAUGAAGGCAUGGUUCUUUGCCAAAGCCUCCCUUUCCCAGUGUUUCCUUUAGAGGAUUGUUUUUAAUGUAAGUAAAAUAAAACAAUAAAUGUAUUGGAAAUGCUGCUUGUAAAAAAAAAAAAACUGUAUCCACUUCUUGGUGGUGAUACAUGAUAGAGAAGAUGUAACAGAACUUCUGGAAAUUUUAACUUGAAAUCAUAUAUUAUGAAAUGUGAUUUAUUUCCUCAGGAGCACCUGGACCUGAUAAAUUAACUUUACUUCCUUUCAGUUGUUUAAUUUGAAAAAGUACAGUCAGGAGCACUUUGCAGUAUUCAAAAUGCUGUCUCAAUUUUGAGAAACACUAGAUUGAGAGAAUGAUUACAAAAAUUAAUACAUCAUAACAAACAUUAAAUAUACCAUUGAAAUCGA